Striga asiatica is the source of this 1146-nucleotide messenger RNA. NCBI's taxonomy places the organism in Eukaryota, Viridiplantae, Streptophyta, Magnoliopsida, Lamiales, Orobanchaceae. The record is from the annotation of a GenBank genome assembly.
CUUGACUCCAAUUAAAAAUAGCUCAUCAUUUUAACUUAGGCCAAAAGAAAUUCUAUUUCACAAGCUCUAUAAAUUGUGCCACCGCCUCCAUUAAUCUUAUCCUUCAAACCCCAAACCAAUAUUUCUUCAUUUUUUUUUUCUUUUCUCUCUCUCAUACUUAAAGUUAUGGAUAAGAAACCAUGCAUAUCUCAAGAUGUUGAAGUGAGGAAAGGACCAUGGACCAUGGAAGAAGAUCUUAUUCUCAUGAACUACAUAGCUAAUCACGGAGAAGGCGUUUGGAACUCGCUUGCACGAUCAGCCGGGCUCAAGCGCACGGGAAAAAGUUGUCGUCUGAGGUGGCUUAACUACCUUCGACCGGACGUUAGGAGAGGAAAUAUUACUCCGGAGGAGCAACUUUUGAUUAUGGAGUUGCAUGCUAAGUGGGGAAAUAGGUGGUCAAAAAUCGCGAAACAUCUUCCCGGAAGAACUGACAAUGAAAUUAAAAACUAUUGGAGGACUCGAAUCCAGAAGCACAUUAAGCAGGCCGAGAAUAAUUUUGUACCAGGCCAAUCAGGCGUUGAUCAACACAACACUGAUCAAGCCAGCACGAGCCAGAUGUCGGGCUAUGGGCCUACGGAUCAGACGGACGAGUCCUAUUUUCCAGGCCCAUUUCCCACUGACCAACCAAAUGAAGGCCUUUGGAGCAUGGAGGAUCUUUGGUCCAUGAAUUUGCUCAAUGGAGACUAAAUAAAUAACUUUUUAGGUCUCCAUCAAAAUUCGAUCUCCACCGUUGAUCGUGAAACCGAUAACCCUAAGUAUGCAUCUUUAUCGUUCUCAUUGUAUAGAUUAAUUAAGUAAUUGGUUUAAGUUAAUUAUUGAUUUUCGGAUACGUAGAAUUAUAUGGUCUUGGGGUAUAUGAGUGUAUGGUGUCGGUUUUUAAUAUAUGAUAGAAAAAUCAUGAUUUUACGUACGUACAUAUGUCCAAUUUUCUAUGUGUGUAAACGACAAACGAUGAAAAAAAAGGCAUAAUCCAAUAGCUUUGAAAAGGAUUUAACAAACCUUGUUUGGUUAGCAAAAUUAGUACGCACGUAUUUAAAUUUAAUUAUGUUCGAGUGUUGAUUAAUUAGUGUGGUGUUAGUGACGUAAUGAUCCUUAGCUUAAUUUGUC